AUGAGCACCACAUCACUAGCAUCUAACAGCGCGUUUAUGGCCCGGUAUAUGGCACUGGAACAGCCCCGGGAUAAAAUCAUGGUCACCUACGUCUAUAUACACCCUGGCAACGACAACCUGGCUCAUUUCAGUGGCAAAACUAAAGUCAUAGACUUUGUGCCCAAACAAGCAUCGGAAGUGCCGUUUUUUGACUUCGCAUUGGUUACGGGGGACAGUCUGGUCGAGGUGUUUAUACGACCCGUACAGCUAUACGCCGACCCCUUCCGGGGCGGUGACAAUAAGCUAGUCUUAUGA
Messenger RNA from Oppiella nova, 294 nucleotides. NCBI's taxonomy places the organism in Eukaryota, Metazoa, Arthropoda, Arachnida, Sarcoptiformes, Oppiidae. The record is from the annotation of a GenBank genome assembly.